AAACGGCGCCGUCAUGAGCAGCAGCAGCUUCCCGAUCCCGCUGCCGCCGUCGCCGACGCUCUCGGACGACGACCGCGCGACAACCUUCGCGGCCGUGCGGACGUCGCCAGCCAUGUCCCGCCGCUACGUCGUGGGCGUCUGCGCCAUGGAGAAGAAGACUCGGUCCAAGCCGAUGCAAGAGAUUCUCCGGCGCCUCAACAAGAAGAAGCAAUUUGACCUCGUUGUCUUCACGGACGAAAUGACGCUGCGCCAGCCGAUCGAGGACUGGCCGAUCUGCGACGCCAUGUUCAGCUUCUACUCGACGGGCUUCCCGCUCGAGAAGGCCGAGCGCUACGUGCAGCUGCGCCGACCCGUGCUUGUGAACGACCUCUCGAUGCAGCACGUGCUUUUCGACCGGCGCAAGGUCUACGAGGUGCUCAUUCGCAACGGCGUCAACGUCCCGCGCCACGCGAUCGUUAACCGUGACGGCCCAGCCCCAGACGUACUGGAAGAGAGCGAAAACUGCAUCAUCGUCAACGGCGUUCAGAUCAACAAGCCGUUCGUCGAGAAGCCUGCGAACGCCGAGGACCACAACAUUUACAUCUACUACCCAACGAGCGCCGGUGGCGGCAGCAAGCGCCUCUUUCGAAAAGUUGGCGACCGGUCGUCCGAGUUUUACCCUGACGUCAACCAGGUGCGCCGCGAAGGCUCGUACAUUUACGAAGAGUUUCUCAAUACGCAGGGCACGGACGUCAAGGUGUACACCGUCGGGCCCAACUAUGGCCACGCCGAAGCGCGCAAGUCGCCCGUUCUCGACGGGCGUGUCAUGCGCGACAGCGUUGGGAAGGAAGUGCGGUACCCGGUCAUUCUCAACUCUGUCGAGAAGGACAUUGCGCGCAAGGUCUGCCUCGCGUUCCAGCAAACCGUGUGCGGCUUCGACCUUCUUCGCGUCCGCGGCACGUCGUACGUUUGCGACGUCAACGGCUGGAGCUUUGUCAAAAACUCGAAAAAGUACUACGACGACUGCGGCCUCGUGCUGCAGAACUAUCUCCUCACGGCAUUGCGCUACCGCAACAAUCGCAGCAGCCGGUCGCCGCGGUACCCGCCAAGCCCGUCGUACUCGCCGCCACCCUUCUCAACCGAACCGCUCGUCGACAAUCACUACCCAACACUGGGCUCGUCGCACUCGUCCGACCCGUUCGAACACCUCUCGGGCAGCUUUGGCUCUCCGGGGACGCACCCGCCCCCGCCUUCCCACUCGCGCCUCAGCUCGAGCUCGUCAACGUCAACUGACGACAUGCACCACAACUGGCACGAGAAGAAGGAGGAGCUACGCGCCGUGAUUGCGAUCGUCCGUCACGGCGACCGCACGCCCAAGCAAAAGCUCAAGACGCGCGUGUGGGCGUCGAGCCUCGUCAAUUUUUACGAGAAGCGGCGCACGAAGGACAAGUUUGACGAGGUCAAGGUCAAGGCGGUCAUGGAUCUGCAAGAACUCCUCGACAUUGUGCGCAACCUCAUCAAGGAGUAUGCCCCCAACGUCGGCUCGAAAGGCGCGGUCUGGGAAAAAGAAGGUGGCGACAGCUUUGAGAAACUGCUGCAAAUCAAGCGCGUACUGGAGCGCUGGAAGUUUGCCGGUAUCAACCGCAAGGUGCAGUUCAAGCCUCGGCGCGAGUAUAUGCCACCAUCAUCCGCGUCCGGCACCAAUUCCGAGCUGCUCCUUAUUAUGAAGUGGGGCGGCGAUCUCACCGAGACGGGCAAGCGUCAGGGCGAGCAACUCGGCAACCGAUUCCGCAACGAGCUUUAUCCUGUUGAAGAAGGCGGGCUCCUCCGGCUGCACUCGACGUUUCGACACGACCUGAAGAUCUUCACGUCGGACGAAGGGCGCGUCCAGAUGACGGCGGCGGCAUUCGCAAAGGGCUUCCUCGAGCUCGAAGGCGACCUGACGCCGAUUCUCGUGAGUCUUGUCACGACGCUCGACAAGGACGCGAACAAGAUGCUCGACCACUCGGGCCAGGCCGACGCCAACGAAGAGAUCGAAAAGACCAAGGCAAACAUGCGCAAGCUCCUCCACCGCGAGUAUGCAUCCGUCGACGCAUUCGUGGCGGCCGCGGCGCCGCUCGGGACGGCGUCCAUGGUGGCUGCGCUACGCCAAAUUGCACAGCCUCUCGAAGCACUUCGGAAACUCCAUGACCUCAUCAAGCUCGUCAAAACGGAGAUCAAGGAGAUUGGCGCCGAGGCCGAGAAGACUGCCGUGCUCCUCAACGACCCGUCGGUCAACGAGGUUUACAUGGGCGAAACCCUCGUUCUCGUCUCGGAGCGCUGGGAGAAACUGUACCGCGACUUCUACUCGGCCAAAAAGCUCGAGUACGACCUGAGCAAGCUCCCCGACAUCUACGACUGCAUCAAGUAUGACAUGCUUCACAACUUCAAGGGUGCCAUGUCCCUCAAGCACGGUCGCGCGCUCUUUGAGCUCGCCGAGUGCUUUGUGACGUGCUACGUGCCCCAGGAAUACGGCAUGGACGUGGCGGAGAAGCAGUCGAUCGGUGCCAAGGUCUCCCAAGCGCUCUGCGCCAAGAUCCGCUCAGACAUUGCGAUGGCCAUGACGAUUGCCCGUGACGAGACGCCCGCAGUUGUCAACAGUGCUAUUGGAUAUGGCAGCGGCAAGUCGUUUUUGCCGCUCUGUACGGACGACGCAGAGGAGAUGGACUGCCUCGAGCAUAACGGGUACCGCCUCGACCCGUCUUUUGCGAAGGAGCUACGCAUCAAGAGCCCUGGCACGCAAGUGCGCACGCGCCUCUACUUCACGAGCGAGUCGCACAUGCACACGCUCCUAAACGUGCUCCGGCACCAGUGCCCAACGUGGACGUCGCGCGUGGCUGCGGCGACUGCGGCGCCAGCGUCUCCGAUCCGCACAGCGGCAUCUGUCCCCGAGGAAGAGGAAGUGACAAAUGCGCUUCUCAAGCAAAUGGGUAUCAACAAGAUCCAUGGCGACGGCCCCAAGAUCCAGUACGAGAUGGACCCGGCCAAGAUGAUCACACCCGAUGCUCUUUCUGCGCUGGACCACGUCACGGAGUUGGACUACCUCGCGCACAUAAUCGUGCGAGUCUUUGAGCAGCCGUGGCUGCCGGAGGAGGACGAGCACCGUUUCCGCGUCGAAAUCGCCUUCUCACCAGGUGUUCGUGGUGACCCCGAGAUGCCCGAGAUCACGCGCAGCACGUCGACGUCGUCCGCGUCAUCGUUUGGCAUUUCGUCGCCGCCGUCGACGCCCACAGGUGGGGUCGACAUCCCGGCCGCGCGUGCGUUCCUCGAGAAGAAGGACUCGAGCCAAAUGGACUUGGACCCGCGCGUCGUGGAGCCGGACAACAAGAUCUACCUCACGACCAACAUGCCCGGCGCUAUGUUUGACGACAUGCUCGGCACGUGUAUCGCCUCCGUCUCGACGACCACGGCGCACGGCUACGUGCCCGAGAGUGUAUAGCAAAACGAUAUCUAAAUUGAGCGUGUAUUGACUGUAUUACCUCGGCA
This is a messenger RNA of Saprolegnia diclina VS20, 3504 nucleotides long. RefSeq lists its product as hypothetical. Lineage: Eukaryota; Oomycota; Saprolegniomycetes; Saprolegniales; Saprolegniaceae. The record is from RefSeq and is a predicted model, not a curated record. The transcript has 8 exons. Gene Ontology annotation, biological process: inositol metabolic process; inositol phosphate biosynthetic process. Gene Ontology annotation, molecular function: diphosphoinositol pentakisphosphate kinase activity; 5-diphosphoinositol pentakisphosphate 1-kinase activity; inositol hexakisphosphate kinase activity. Bases 14 to 3457 code for a protein of 1147 amino acids.